UUGUAGCCUGAAGAGCGAUAUUUCCCCUGAAAUAUGUUCGCUUAGAUUUGAUUUUGAGAAAUUUCGACGGAUUCAUGUAUUAAUGCAUUCGCAGCGGAAUGAGCGUUAUUCCCGCCCUCGACAACAAUUGACACGAAUUAACUUAAUAAACGUUUAUUGCAACGAUAAAUCGUAUACUAAUUACAACAAAAAACAACUGGUAUUAUGCAAUUUUAAUGCUCGCUCUGUUAAGAACAAAACAACCGAGAUUUUUGACUAUAUAUGUGAAUCUGAAGCAGAUUUGCUCACAAUCACUGAGCACUGGUUAACUCCACGUGAUGCUGCGAUCAGAGCUGAGUUAUGUCCGAAUGGUUACAAGAUGUUCGCUCAUCCAAGAUUGGAUCGUCGAGGAGUAGGGACUGGGUUAAUUUAUCAUGAGUCGCUAAAUGUUGAAAAUAUUGAUGCAGGUGCCAGUGUACAGGGUUCCUAUGAGUUUUCGGAGUGGAUAAUUAAGUCACCAUCACAUAACCUGCGGAUAGUUGUUAUCUAUAGACCACCCUAUUCAGCUAAUCAUCCUGUCUCAACAAGUGUAUUUUUUACUGAAUUUUCUGAAUACUUAGAAUCGCUUGUACUCUGCAAGGAACAACUGUUGAUAACGGGCGAUUUCAAUAUUCACGUGGAUGAUGCAAAUGACAUUGACGGUGAGAGGUUUCUGGAUAUGUUAACCUCAUUUGGACUAAAUCAACACGUUAAUCAACCUACACAUUGCAAUGGUCCCACAUUGGAUCUAAUUGUAACACGCAUGUCUGAAUCUCUUGUUACCAAAAUGCCACACGUGGAUCAUUUUAUAUCUGAUCAUACUGCCGUUUUAUGCUGGUUAGAUUCUGUUAAACCCUGCUUAUCUGUAAAAACUGUUAGUUUUAGGAAGCUUAAGUCUGUUGAAAGAGAUCACUUUAAACGCGACUUGCUUGCUAGACCACUGUGUACCGGAAAACAAGUAAGCACUAUAAAUGAAUUAAAUGCGUACGUAAAAGAAUAUAAUACCACCUAAUUGGAAGUUCUCAAUCGUCAUGCCCCCAUACAAACACGUACCAGAGUAUUCAGACCCACUGUUCCAUGGUAUAGCGAUGCUAUUGAUUUAGCUAAGCGGCAACGCAGGAAAGCAGAGCGGAAAUGGAGGAAAACAAAAUUGACUGUUGAUCUGAAUGCCUAUAAGGCCAAAAAGAAUUAUAUGACUUAUCUGAUGAACAGAGCUCGUAGUGAAUAUUACUCUACAUUUAUGGAAGAGAACACAAGUGGUCAGAGAAAGUUGUUUGGUGCGGCAAAAGGUCUGCUUGG
This is a messenger RNA of Dendronephthya gigantea, 1317 nucleotides long. RefSeq lists its product as uncharacterized. Lineage: Eukaryota; Metazoa; Cnidaria; Anthozoa; Malacalcyonacea; Nephtheidae. The coding region runs from base 83 to 1030 and encodes 315 amino acids. The transcript has a single exon. The record is from RefSeq and is a predicted model, not a curated record. Gene Ontology annotation, molecular function: catalytic activity.